AAGAGGAUAGAGCGCAAACAGAACAAGAGCGCAACUGUCACUCCAUUGGAGAACAGCAAGGAGGCCAGCUUCGGUUCAUUGGUAGAGGAAGGAGAGAGAAGAAAUGGGAGGAAUCCUCAUGCAGCAUCACCAAAUCUCUCCCAGUCCUCUGCGAAAAGCCGCCUUCCCCGGAUCAUUUGCUCUCCCAAGAGAUUUUGCUCUCCAUCGCGCUCCACUGCGGGGUUCUCUGCCCUGCUCAUCUUCCCUGACGGUCAGAUCCGAAGCCAACGGGUAUCCGCCUUCAAGAAUGGCGGUCAAGAAGCACAGCAAAGAAGAGCUCAUAGAGUUCUUCAGCGGCAUCCAGGCCGCCAUUACCAGGGACUCGCCCAAGGCGCCCGGGAGGACGAGGAAGCCGUCGUCGCCGGCUGGCACGCUCCAAGAGGCCGGCAUGAAGCUGCAACCACACGAGGGACUGCACCAAGACGGGCAGCCAAAUUUGGAGGACAUGAAGGUGCCCGAGCUGAGGGACAUGGCGAGGGUGAGGGGGAUGAGAGGCUACUCCAAGCUGAAGAAAGGGGAGCUCAUUGAUCGUCUGAGGGGGUUGGCCUGAUAGUUAACAAGCCUUCCUCUCCGAGACACGAACAGGCAGAGUUGAUCGAACCGGUUCAGCUUACAAUCGACUUUUCUUGCGCCUGUUGUUUUCUUUGUUAGAAAUCUUCGAGAGGGGAGAAGCUCUGCAGUUCAAUUUUAGUUAUGUAUAUUGUUGGUUAAUCAGCUUUUAUCUAUUC
Molecule: messenger RNA, 767 nt
Organism: Triticum dicoccoides
Lineage: Eukaryota; Viridiplantae; Streptophyta; Magnoliopsida; Poales; Poaceae
Exons: 3
Coding region: 104-589 (161 amino acids)
Biological process (GO): DNA-templated transcription termination
Source: RefSeq, a predicted model, not a curated record